Molecule: messenger RNA, 1611 nt
Organism: Lathyrus sativus (Indian pea)
Lineage: Eukaryota; Viridiplantae; Streptophyta; Magnoliopsida; Fabales; Fabaceae
Source: the annotation of a GenBank genome assembly
AUGGGUGUGGUGAAGUCGUGGUUGUUAUCGAUGAACCACACUCACCCUAACACCAAACACGCCUUCUGUUCGAGAUCCAUCCCUUGGUCCCUCAUUUGCGGCUUCAUGCUUUUCGGUUUGGGUUUAAUUUCCCUUUUAACAGGUCACCUUGUUUCUCACGUUGAAUGGUACUCUCAACGAUUUGUUCACCGCUCUUUCUUUUCUUCAUUGGAUGGAAAUGAUCAUGCGCCAAUUGAUAUUUGGGAAUCACAAUAUUCUAAAUACUACUAUGGAUGUAAAGAAAGGGGACGCAAUUUUUCGCCGGCUAUAAUUGAGCGCAUGUCAAAUGGCUACUUGCUUAUUGCAGCAAGCGGAGGACUGAACCAACAAAGAACUGGGAUAACUGAUGCUGUUGUCGUUGCACGAAUUCUUAAUGCUACACUUGUUGUACCUGAAUUAGAUCAUAAUUCCUUUUGGAAAGAUGACAGUGACUUUGCCAAUAUUUUCGAUGUUAAUUGGUUCAUUACUUAUCUUGCAAAAGAUGUUACUAUUGUUAAAAGAGUUCCUGAUAAGAUCAUGCGGUCAAUGGAGAAACCGCCAUAUACAAUGCGCGUCCCUAGGAAAUCAGAUCCUGAAUAUUAUCUUGACCAAGCUUUGCCAAUACUCUUGAGACGACGGGUUCUUCAAUUGACAAAGUUUGACUAUAGACUUGCCAAUGACCUCGAUGAUGAGCUACAAAAACUUCGUUGCCGUGUUAAUUAUCAUGCUUUGAGAUUUACAAAGCCUAUACGGAAACUUGGUCAAAAAAUUGUAAUGAGCAUGCAAAAGAUGGCAAACCGUUACAUAGCAGUUCAUUUGAGGUUUGAGCCAGAUAUGCUGGCAUUUUCAGGUUGUUAUUUUGGUGGGGGUGAAAAAGAAAAACAAGAGCUUGGUGAAAUCAGAAAAAGAUGGACAACACUGCCUGACUUGAGCCCUGAUGGAGAGCGAAAGCGUGGGAAAUGUCCUCUUACUCCACACGAAGUGGGUUUGAUGCUGCGAGCACUUGGUUUUACAAAUGACACAUACUUAUAUGUUGCGUCUGGGGAAAUAUAUGGUGGGGAUGAAACCAUGCAGCCUCUUAAAGAACUUUUCCCGAAUAUCUAUACAAAGGAGAUGCUCGUUGGGGAAGAGCUGAAACCUUUUCUUUCAUUCGCUUCCCGCCUUGCUGCUAUCGAUUACAUUGUUUGUGAUGAAAGUAAUGUAUUUGUUGCUAACAACAAUGGAAACAUGGCCAAGAUUCUUGCUGGUCAAAGGCGAUACAUGGGUCACAAAAGAACCAUUAGACCAAAUGCAAAGAAGCUUAGCGCGUUGCUCAUGUCAAGGCAUGAGAUGAACUGGGAUACAUUUUCUGAAAAGGUGAAGGCAUGUCAGAGAGGAUUCAUGGGAGAGCCAGAUGAGAUGAAACCUGGACGAGAGUUUCAUGAAUAUCCAAGCGCCUGUGUCUGUGAGAAACCGUUUAUAGAUAAACUGAGUGAAGAUGGAAUUCACCCGCCCAAACUCGCGUUGAGAAAUAUGACAACGGGAACUGACUCUGAAAUAAAUAGUGGAAAUGAAGAAAAUUUUGAACUACCAAAGCCAAGUGAGAGAACAUGA